Molecule: messenger RNA, 2667 nt
Organism: Ceratitis capitata (Mediterranean fruit fly)
Lineage: Eukaryota; Metazoa; Arthropoda; Insecta; Diptera; Tephritidae
Product: sodium-independent sulfate anion transporter
Exons: 9
Coding region: 385-2187 (600 amino acids)
Biological process (GO): transmembrane transport
Cellular component (GO): membrane
Molecular function (GO): sulfate transmembrane transporter activity
Source: RefSeq, a predicted model, not a curated record
UUGCUAAUAAGCAAAGCUGUAUCGCUAUCACAAACUGUUCGGGAAGAAUGAGGUUUUAGACAAGUAGAUUGCCCAUUAGCUUCAAGUUUCAACAGUCAGAAUCUACCAAUAUAAUAAAGGUGAUCUUUAACGGAGUCGCCCAAACGUUUCGUAUUCACUAAACAGCGCUUUGGCAGAUCGGUAGUGAUAUCGCGAAGUGGACUUUAUAUACAUACAUACAUACACACAUACAUAUGUACAAACAGCUAACACUCCCGUAUUUAUACAUGAAUGUAUGAAUAUACACUCAGACUCAGAUACAUGCAUUUACAUACAUAUAUAGCUGAAUAUUGAAUAGUUACCGCAUUCGUCAACAAUUGUAAUUUUUCCUGAUUUCUCAUAAUUAUGGCAAGCGUAGACGAUGGCCUAUACGAACAACAAUUACCUAACAUUCGAUCAACAAUUCUAAGUAGUAGUAAAAAACUAUGCCGCCCAUCUACACUGACAAGUAAAUUCCCAAUACUGCUUUGGCUGCGUACGUAUCAAGUGUCCUUUCUCUUUCGCGAUGCCAUUGCUGGCUUCACGGUGGGCCUCACUACUAUACCCCAAGCGAUUGCUUAUGGUGUGGUUGCUGGCCUGCAGCCUCAGUACGGGUUAUACGCGGCUUUCAUGGGCUGUUUCACCUAUAUCGUAUUUGGUUCUUGCAAGGACGUCACAAUUGCCACCACGGCGAUCAUGGCGCUAAUGGUACAUGACUACGCGAUUAUAACACCAGAUUACGCUGUUCUCAUUUCCUUCCUAACUGGUUGCACAAUCUUGGUGCUGGGCAUUCUUAACCUCGGUGUUCUUGUGCGAUUCAUUUCUAUGCCUGUCAUCACUGGCUUCACAAUGGCGGCAGCGUUCACAAUUGGCAGUGCCCAGAUUAACAACUUGUUUGGAAUGAAGAGUCCAUCAAAUCAGUUCAUUGCCUCGUGGAAUUAUUUUUUUACACACCUCACAAAUGUGCGCUUAAAUGACUCUUUGCUGGGUGUAGGCAGCCUUGUUUUUCUACUGCUAAUGAAGAAAGUUAAGGAUAUACCUUAUGGAAAUAAGAUAUUUUGGAAAUAUAUUUCGUUAUCUCGCAAUGCCUUGGUGGUAAUAUUUGGAACCUUAUUGGCAUAUCAAUUAAGCCGGGAUGGAUAUGAACCUUUCCGACUAACAGGAAAUAUUACAGCGGGACUGCCUCCUUUUCGUGCACCACCAUUUAGUACAAUUGUUGAUGGUGAGAAAGUAUAUUUCAAGGACAUGAUAAGCACAAUCGGUUCGUCUUUGGCGUCCAUACCGUUGGUAUCGAUUCUUGAAAUUGUGGCAAUUGCCAAAGCGUUCUCUAAAGGUAAAAUUGUUGAUGCGUCACAGGAAAUGAUUGCGCUUGGCAUGUGUAAUAUUAUGGGAAGUUUCGUAUCAGCUAUGCCGGUUACAGGAUCGUUUACGAGGACUGCAGUUAAUAAUGCCAGUGGAGUUAAAACACCCUUGGGCGGUGCAGUAACCGGUGCGAUGGUAUUGAUGGCGUUGGCAUUUCUCACUCAAACAUUCUAUUAUAUUCCGAAAGCAACGCUAGCCUCAGUCAUUAUUGCGGCCAUGAUAUCUCUUGUUGAACUUGAGAGGCUUGUCGAUAUUUGGAAAUCAAAAAGGAUGGAUCUCUUCCCAUUUGCUGUAACUUUUGUAACCUGUCUAUUCUGGAGCCUUGAAUAUGGAAUUAUUUGCGGUGUAAUAGUCAACAUUUCAUUUAUUCUUUACAGAAGCGCAAGACCGCAAACAUAUUUGGAGAAGAGAAAGGUAUACAACUUUGACAUAUGUUUUGUGGAGGUUAAACAGAGGCUGGAUUUCGCAUCAGCAGAAUAUCUGAAAGAACGGGUUGUGAAGUUUAUGAGCGGAAAUAGAUAUGACAUUAGUCUGAUUGUUAUAAAAGGAGAUGAGAUUAAUUCCAUUGACUACACUGUCGCUAUGAACAUAAUAUCCCUUAAAGAAGACCUUGAAAUGCUUAGUUGUGACCUCAUUUGUUGGCAAUGGAACAUUUGUGCUGCAGGAGUUGUUUGCAGAUUAAAUGGCGAUUUGUGCUGUUUAUUUAAGAACGAUCAGAGUAUUGAGGAGUUGGUGAAUAACUAUUAUCUAAAUCUCCAAAGAAAAAAUGAGGCAUCUAUUGAAUCUGUCUGCACUAACGGUACAUAAUUCGAUAUGUGGUUUUUUUGUCUCCAUAACAAAUGGCAUAUUAAAAAAAAAAAGUAUUAUAAAAAUAAACUACUAUCUUUAUGAAAUUGUUUGCACAUUAUUGUAAUUCAAAUGUUUAGCGUUAUCAAAUAAACAGACGAUUCUUUAUUUUUAUUUAUGUCGUAUUAUAGGCAUAUACAACACGUACAUACACCCGCAUGUUGGCAAGUUUAAUCAACGUAUCUCUUUUUUACUCAAUAAUACGUUCCACGGACGUAGAGACAUGUCUAAACCGACGUGCUUUGUCAUUAUAUGAAGUUUUAUGGAGUUUAUGUGGCUAUAUCUAUCUUGAUUAUUCAUUGUUGUUGUAUAUAAACGUUACCAGUACGAAGUUAAAAUGCGUGUUCGGGUUGUUGUGUUUUUGUAUUAAAAAAAUUUAAUAGUAGUUCCAAAUUUCAUAGUAUAACUGACUCAAUAAAACAUGCUUAUUGUAUCAGUAAA